Uloborus diversus is the source of this 1002-nucleotide messenger RNA. Its product is annotated as histamine H2 receptor-like. Bases 1 to 1002 code for a protein of 333 amino acids. Lineage: Eukaryota; Metazoa; Arthropoda; Arachnida; Araneae; Uloboridae. The record is from RefSeq and is a predicted model, not a curated record. Gene Ontology annotation, cellular component: dendrite; membrane. The transcript has a single exon. Gene Ontology annotation, biological process: chemical synaptic transmission; G protein-coupled receptor signaling pathway, coupled to cyclic nucleotide second messenger. Gene Ontology annotation, molecular function: neurotransmitter receptor activity; G protein-coupled serotonin receptor activity.
AUGGAAAACGUUACACUUUUCCUAGUUCAUUUCAACGACACCAUCCCUGCCGAUUUCAAGCGUCCCUUAUCAGUAAGGAUAAUAGGAUCCUCCUUCACCUUUUUGGUGGGAUUAGCGAGCAUAAUCGGAAAUCUUGCUGUAAUCUUCGUUUCAUAUUCUGACGAGACUCUUCGGAAUCAAGCCAGCAAUUUCUUCAUUGUUUUUUUGUCGAUCACCGAUGUAACAACGGGAAUCUUCACAAUUAUACCGUCUGCCGUCUCUGUUGCAUUUGAUUAUUGGCCGUUUGGAGGCAUCCUUUGCAGAUUGCAGAAUGGAAUGGGGUACACGUGUUCCUGCAAUUCCAUUUUAAUUAUUGGACUCAUCACCCUAGACCGUACAAUUGCAGUGCUAAAUCCACUGAAGCAUCACAGAAUAAUGAAUGCUUCUAGAGUAUUGUCCUUGUGUUUGUCUCUAGCGGUAUUUUCUGUUCUGUCAUUGAUAGUAGCAUUUUGUACGGAUUGGACCCAGUAUAACUACGCAGAAGCACAAUGUGGAUUUGACUGGCGCAUUUACGAAGUUAGGAUUUUUGCAGUACCAGGAACGGUCCUUUGUUUCUGCAUUCCGGCAGUGCUCUUGGGUAUCUGCAACGCUUUAAUUAUAUCAACAGCCAUGAAAUGGAACAAAAAGAAACAAUUUUUAAGGCACGUGAAUGCCGAAGAUCCAGAGAAGAAGGCCAAUGAUGACAAAAUGAAAAAAACGAUUGUAACUGCUUUCGUUCUUGUUGGUACAUUCUACCUUUGUGUAACGCCUUUCGUAACAUCAAAGAAUGUGCACUUGCUAUUUGGCUUAGAUCCUCAUCCAUUGAUAAAUUAUCUAUUUUCGGUGCUUGUAUACGUUUCGUCUGCAGUAAAUCCGUUUAUUUAUGCUAUCCUCAGAAAAGAUUUUACCAAUGCCUUCAAGAAAAUUCCUCGUCAGUUGUCCGAAAAAUUUUCUGGGUUGAAUGAAAUUGUGGAAUUUCAGUAA